AUGGAAACUAAGUUUGAGAUGAGCUCAAUGGGUCCGAUUAAGUUUUUCUUUGGUUUGAAUAUAAGACAGAGUCAAGAGGGACUUUUUAUCUAUCAGGAGGCUUAUACGAAGACAUUGCUUGUGAAGUUCAGAAUGGUAGAAGAUUCGAAGGUGAAGGUUCCAAUGGCAUCCGGAACGAAGCUAACACCCUCUUUGGAGAAACCAGUAGCUGAUAUGACUCUCUAUCGUCAAAUGAUAGGAUCAUUGAUGUAUCUAACUGCUAGUCAUCCAGAUAUUAUUUUUUCUAUUUGCUACAGUGUCUGGUUUCAAGCAAAUCCUCGCGAACCCUACAUGACUGCUAUAAAGACUAUCUUCAGAUAUCUUAAACGAACAUCUUCACAUGGAAUUUGGUACCCUUCUAGCUCAGGGUUUUUUGUGCAAGCAUUCUCUGACACAGAUCCUGGAGGUUGUGGUCUAGAUCGAAAAAGUACAAUGGGAGGAUGUCAUUUUAUUGAUGGCAAACACGUCAGUUGGCAAUUGAAAAAGCAAACAUGUAUCUCCCUAUCUACUGCUGAAGCUGAGUAUAUUAUAGUUGAGUGA
Lactuca sativa (garden lettuce) is the source of this 579-nucleotide messenger RNA. The record is from RefSeq and is a predicted model, not a curated record. NCBI's taxonomy places the organism in Eukaryota, Viridiplantae, Streptophyta, Magnoliopsida, Asterales, Asteraceae.